AUGGUCAUCGGACACGAAAUUACCCACGGGUUCGACAAAAGCGGCCGCAGAGUCGAUGGCGACGGAAACUUGAAACAGUGGUGGUCCAACGCUACCAACGAUGCGUUCAAGACGAAAGCCCAGUGCUUUAUCGACCAAUACUCCAACAUUGUCGUCAAGAGCGAAUUGCCUGACGUUGUCUUGGGCAACAUCAGUGGCAAGGACUCUUUGAAUGAAAACAUUGCAGACAAUGGGGGGCUCAAGACCAGUUUUCGCGCGUACCACGAGUACUUGAAGGAGUUCCCAUCCCAGUACACGGAAGAAGCAGGCGACAAAUCUUUGAAGCAGACGCACCCGCGCGGCCGGUACCGCGUGACAGGGGUGUUGCAAAACAACGCUGAGUUUGCCCGUGUGUUCCAGUGCCCCACCGACUCUUACUUGAACCCGUCCAAGAAGUGCUUGUUGUGGGAAUAG
This is a messenger RNA of Aphanomyces astaci, 453 nucleotides long. RefSeq lists its product as hypothetical. Gene Ontology annotation, molecular function: metalloendopeptidase activity. The record is from RefSeq and is a predicted model, not a curated record. Bases 1 to 453 code for a protein of 150 amino acids. Lineage: Eukaryota; Oomycota; Saprolegniomycetes; Saprolegniales; Verrucalvaceae. Gene Ontology annotation, biological process: protein processing. Gene Ontology annotation, cellular component: plasma membrane. The transcript has 2 exons.